UUUUUAAUACUAACCGGAAAAUUGGCAACAUAGAGACUGUAACUUUGACACUGAUCGAAGCUAACUUCAAUUCAUUAACAUUUCAUAAAAAGUAAAUUGCUAUAAUAAAAAAAUGGCUGGUGGAGAAGUAAGUAAAGCUGUUAAACCUCAACUCAGGGGUCUACUAGCUGGACAGAUCAAGAGAAACAUUAUUUUUGCCGCUGCAGUUGCCACCCUAGCAGCUAUUGCACAGAAAAUAUUUGUUAAUGACAAUAGAAAAAGGGCAUAUGCAGAAUUUUACAGGACAUAUGAUAUUGAAAAAUCGUUCAAUGAAAUCAGAAACAAAGGAUUAUUUGAUUCCUGUGAACCAGAUGAAUGAAUAAAUUGUUAUCUGUAUUAGAGAGUAUUAGAUUUUUUUUAUUAAAUUCUGCAGAGAAAAUAUUUGUCCUAAUAAUUUAAUAAACAUUUAAAGCUUA
This is a messenger RNA of Diorhabda sublineata, 455 nucleotides long. RefSeq names its product cytochrome c oxidase subunit 6C-2 (gene cype). Lineage: Eukaryota; Metazoa; Arthropoda; Insecta; Coleoptera; Chrysomelidae. The record is from RefSeq and is a predicted model, not a curated record. The transcript has 3 exons. Bases 113 to 358 code for a protein of 81 amino acids.